CGACCACCUGGCUUCACGAGCGGCGGAAGCAGCAGUCAUCAUUCAACAACCCACAGGACCAGUCCUGCUCUUCCAGCAGGCGGGGCGUGGGUUGGCAAGCUGCCUGUCCGCGCGUUGAGCGCCCAACCUGGGCUCCCGCCCAGAGAAUCUCUCGUCGGUUUCUGCCCGACCCAAACCUGUAGCCCUGGGCUCCGGGCGUAUGGCUGCGUCGUCCACCACACCCUCGGCGCUACCGUCCACAUCCGCGGCUGACGCCGUUGCCAGACUAACCGCCAAAGCCGAUGAGGAGGCAGGGGCAGGGGCUGCGUCAGUAACCGCGGAAGCCGAGGCGGAGGCUUACGAACGGACCCAUGUUCACGGGGUCUACGAGGCGAUUGCACCGCACUUCUCGGCCACCCGGUACAAGCCCUGGCCGGCCGUGGCAUCGUUCCUGCGUGCCCAGCCCCGCGGUGCCAUAGGGCUCGAUGUGGGCUGUGGCAAUGGCAAGUACCUGGGCGUGAACCCAGACGUGUUCAUGGUGGGCUCCGACAGGAGCCCCUCGCUCAUCGCGCUUGCCAGGAGCCGCUGCAAGCAACUGCAGUUCCAACAGGGAUUAGCUGCAGGAGCAGGAACUGGAGGGGACGUGGGUGGCGCAGCGGUGGGCACCGAUGUCCUCGUGGCAGACGGGCUCUCGCUGCCCUUUCGCGAGCGUGCUGCAGACUUCGUCAUCUGCGUGGCCGUCAUCCACCACAUGUCAACGCGGGCAAGGCGGCAAGAUGCAAUUCGCCAGCUCUUGCGAUGUGUCCAGCCCGGAGAGGCCGGCCGGAACGGGGGAAGGGUCUUGGUGUACGUGUGGGCUCUCGAGCAAGCCACCAGCCGACGCGGAUGGGACAAGGGGGGAGAGCAGGACUUGCUGGUGCCAUGGGUCCUAAAGUCCCAGCAGAAGCAGCGGAGAGAGCAAAAAGGAAUUCGGGACCAUGGCGCUGUCGGCGAUACUCCUGGCAGUAAGAGCGGUGACAGACCGCCUUCACCAGCUGCUACGUCUGCGGAGCCAGGGGCAGGUCCGAGCCAGACCGACCCCGUCUUCCAGCGCUACUACCACCUCUACCGCGAAGGAGAGCUGGAAGAGGAUGUGCUGGCUGCUGGAGGCGUCGUCGUCUCCAGCGGCUACGAGAAGGACAACUGGUGGGUUGUGGCUGCCAAUGGGCCCGUCCAUCCAUAAGCCCCGAAAUCCAGACAACGUUCCCUCAGGACCG
Thermothielavioides terrestris NRRL 8126 is the source of this 1235-nucleotide messenger RNA. RefSeq lists its product as uncharacterized. Bases 200 to 1201 code for a protein of 333 amino acids. The transcript has a single exon. The record is from RefSeq and is a predicted model, not a curated record. Gene Ontology annotation, cellular component: nucleus; cytoplasm. Lineage: Eukaryota; Fungi; Ascomycota; Sordariomycetes; Sordariales; Chaetomiaceae. Gene Ontology annotation, biological process: tRNA wobble uridine modification. Gene Ontology annotation, molecular function: tRNA binding; S-adenosylmethionine-dependent methyltransferase activity.